Messenger RNA from Mus musculus (house mouse), 1085 nucleotides. RefSeq names its product oncomodulin (gene Ocm). The record is from RefSeq and is a predicted model, not a curated record. The coding region runs from base 401 to 754 and encodes 117 amino acids. Gene Ontology annotation, molecular function: calcium ion binding. Lineage: Eukaryota; Metazoa; Chordata; Mammalia; Rodentia; Muridae. The transcript is spliced from 5 exons.
CAUUUCUGAUCUGGAUCUUGGCAUGGAGAUCUUGAGGCACAGUGGCCAUGAAAAGCUUAGGCCCAGGCAAGGUAGUACACACCAUUAGUCCCAGGAGGUAAGUAGAUCUUUGAGUUCAGGGUCAGCCUGGGGCAAAGCAAGUCCCAGAUCUAGGCGUGGUGAUACACACCUUUAAUCUGGGCCACACCUUCUGCUGGAGGCCUCCAGAAGGACUUUAGAAGAAGGAAGAUUCACUCUUUUUAGCCUGCCUUCAUUUACUUGCCAGCACAUCUGUUGGAAUCUACUUCUACAGAAGACCAGAUGAAACAACUAGCCUAGUGGGACCGAGCAACUACUAGAUCCUUGGACUUCCAAUUCACAGCUGACCACUGUUGGGGAGUUGGACUACAGACUGUAGAAAAUGAGCAUCACGGACAUUCUGAGCGCUGAUGACAUUGCAGCGGCCCUGCAGGAAUGCCAAGACCCAGACACCUUUGAACCACAAAAGUUCUUCCAGACAUCGGGCCUCUCCAAGAUGUCUGCCAGCCAAUUGAAGGAUAUCUUCCAGUUCAUAGACAACGACCAGAGUGGAUACCUGGAUGAAGAUGAGCUCAAGUAUUUCCUACAGAGGUUCCAGAGCGACGCUAGAGAACUGACCGAGUCAGAGACCAAGUCCUUGAUGGAUGCAGCGGACAACGAUGGAGAUGGGAAGAUUGGGGCUGAUGAAUUCUUAGGGAGAUGGCACACCUGCAAAACCCUGAGCCACCUGCACUGAGUCUGUCCUCUCAUCUUCUAUUCUAGAAUUCCAGGAAAUGGUGCAUUCUUAAAGCCCAAGUCUUCAGAAGAAAGAGAGGAAGGGGCAUUCUGCCAGAAGGAUUCAAAAGCCCUGGGACUGGGAUGCUCCCCACCCUACCCCGAACUAAUUUACCAAGUCCCCCUGAAGCUCUUCUGCAACGUGCUCCUUGCUUGAGGGAAUGCAAUGGUUUGUGGCUCUUCCUUCUUUGGUGGUGGUGGAUAGGUCCUGAUGACUUCUGUAAGCCCCCAUCUGGCAGACAAGGCCUUUAAAAAUCACCCAAUAAAAUAAUUUCUCAUCAUUGGCUGAUGUA